ACUCGCACCAACAACUUAAGGGUGUUUAUUCUCCCUUCGCUCUUCGUUUUUGCUUUCUCUCGCGCUCAAAGCACAACACAGAACUAUGAACGCUUCAAGGAUGCUGCUGUCGUCUCCACUAUCGAGCUGCCACGUGGUGCGCGGGAAGCUUUUUCCGGAGUCAAUUAGAAGGCGCAGUUGUUGUUCUCCUCCGCCGCUGAAAAUAGCGAGCAUGGCGAAGGAUGGCAGCGACGCCAGCAGCAACGGCGGCAUCAUUGAAAAAGUAGCCAUAGGAGGUGGAUUGAUCUCAACCCCAGUAAUCGCUUGGUCUCUCUACACUCUCAAAACAACCGGUUGCGGUUUGCCCCCCGGUCCAGGUGGCUCGAUCGGUGCCCUGGAAGGAGUGAGCUACCUGGUUGUUGUGGGCAUAGUGGGUUGGUCACUCUACACUAAAGCCAAAACCGGUUCUGGACUUCCCAACGGUCCUUUUGGUUUGUUGGGUGCUGUUGAAGGCCUUUCCUUUUUGUCUUUGCUUGCCAUUGUGGUUGUCUUCGGGUUGCAGUACCUUGACAAGGGUUUCAUCCCUGGUCCUCUCCCCGCAGAUCAGUGUUUUGGCUAGGUUUUGCAGUAACCUUUCCAUAAUGUAACAUGAGCCACUACAAUCUUAUCCUUCUACUUGUGGAUAAGCUCGUAACAUGUGUCUUACAAUAUCCUAAUAUGCGUCUCUAUUUUCCUUUUAAGACUUCAGAGCAUAAAAUGGAAAUUAAUUGUUUGUGUUUUUCUUUA
Messenger RNA from Vigna umbellata (rice bean), 765 nucleotides. Its product is annotated as anti-muellerian hormone type-2 receptor. The record is from RefSeq and is a predicted model, not a curated record. NCBI's taxonomy places the organism in Eukaryota, Viridiplantae, Streptophyta, Magnoliopsida, Fabales, Fabaceae.